Molecule: messenger RNA, 1251 nt
Organism: Hibiscus syriacus
Lineage: Eukaryota; Viridiplantae; Streptophyta; Magnoliopsida; Malvales; Malvaceae
Exons: 4
Coding region: 1-732 (243 amino acids)
Biological process (GO): base-excision repair, AP site formation
Cellular component (GO): nucleus
Molecular function (GO): 8-oxo-7,8-dihydroguanine DNA N-glycosylase activity
Source: RefSeq, a predicted model, not a curated record
AUGGUGAAUGACGUGCACGACGAGAGGAGGAGGCUUCAGUGCGACGACAAUGAUGUGCUAUCAACGAUGAUGCAGCAGCAGCAGCUUGUUGGUGGAGCUGCCACUAGGCAAAGCAGCGGAGGGAUUCGAUAUAGAGAAGGCAAUAUGCAGCCAUGGGCUAUUCGUGUUGGCCCCAAACCAUUGGGACCCAAUCUCCCGCUCCUUCUCUCGCCCUUUACGCCUCACUUCUCCUCCUCUUACAGUCAUGCUCCGCAUCUCUCAGCCACCCACUUCCUCCAGCCACCCACUUCCUCUUCCACUCUCCACCUCCGCGUUCAAGGUACCUGUUCCCUCUCUCCAUCGCACCGUCACUCUCUUUUAAACCAGGUGACCAGAAUGCUGCGGUUGUCGGAGUCCGAAGAAAACAAGUUGAGGGAAUUUCGAAGCAUUGUCGAGGCAUUACAUGGUGAUGAAGAAUUAGCGACCGAGUGUUUGAGGAGUUUCGGUGGGAGAGUGUUCAGGUCCCCUACUCUGUUUGAAGACAUGGUCAAGUGUAUACUUCUCUGUAACUGCCAGUUUUCGAGAACUUUGAGCAUGGCUAAGGCACUUUUUGAGCUUCAGUUUGAAAUUGAACACCAAAUUCCUGGUGUAAAGGCUGAAGAUUACUUCAUUCCAAAAACCCCUACCGGGAAAGAGUUGAAGAGAAAAUUAAGGGUGUCUAAAGUCUCCAUGCGUUUAGAAAGCUUCCUGUGACUAGCAAAAGCAGAUAAUUCAGAAUCGGAUCUUCAGCCCUCUCAAGAAAUAGAAGCACCCUGUGACUACAAAGGCAUGGGAUUGGGAAGCUUCCCCAGCCCCGAAGAACUAGCUAACCUUGAUGAAAGUUUUCUUGCAAAACGCUGCAAUUUUGGGUACAGAGCAGGUAGAAUAUUAAAACUUGCGCAAGGAAUUGUCCAGGGCAGUAUUCAACUAAAGCAAUUGGAAGAAGAUUGCAAGGAAACAAACUUAUCCAGUUAUAAUAAGCUAGCUGAGCGGCUGCGUCAAAUUGAUGGGUUUGGUCCUUUCACAUGUGCACAUGUGUAUGGGGUUUUACCAUGUGAUUCCAUCUGAUUCUGAAACUAUCAGGCAUUUGAAGCAGGUUCAUUCAAAAAGUUGUAGUAUAAAGACUGUUGGAAGGGAUUUUGAGCUUAUCUAUGCAAAAUAUGCACCAUUUCAGUUCUUGGCGUAUUGGUAAGUCAUCUAACAACUUUGCUCUUGCAUACUGUUGCUAGCUCU